CGGUGCUGAUCACAUGACUGUACAGUCACAUGACAUUGUGAGUUCCUGUUAUGUCUGUGUACCAUUGAAUAAACAACCAACUAUCCAGGGACACAUCAUGGAGUGUGUGAUAGUCGGAUUUGCGUUGCUUUCUGUUUGCCAGUCUGCUUCUCUGCCCAACUUCGUGCUGCUGUUCGCGGAUGAUUUGGGUUAUGGAGAUUUGGGCUUCUCAGGUCAUCCUACAUCCCUCACACCGAACCUGGACCGACUGGCGGCUCACGGGCUCCGGUUUACCGACUUCUACUCCACCAGCCCUGUGUGCAGCCCGUCCAGAGCAUCUUUGUUGACUGGCCGUUAUCAGACACGCUCUGGCAUCUAUCCUGGUGUGCUGUACCCAGGAUCAAUUGGUGGGCUUCCGCUCAACGAGACCACCAUUGCAGAAGUACUGAAGCCACUAGGCUAUGCCACAGCCAUGAUGGGGAAAUGGCACCUGGGCUACGGGGCUAAUGGUACUUACCUGCCUACACGACAAGGCUUUGACCAUUACCUUGGCAUCCCAUACUCUCAUGACAUGGGUCCUUGUCACAACCUGACCUGCUUCCCUCCAGAUGUGAAGUGUUAUGGCUUCUGUGAUGCCGGUACAGUAACCGUGCCUCUGAUGGAUGGCAAAACCAUCAUUCAGCAGCCUGUAGAUUUUAUUCAUCUGGAAGAUGCCUAUAGUACUUUUGCCACUGAAUUCAUUCGCAGCGCAACUCAGAAACGCCAACCUUUCUUCCUCUAUUAUCCCUCUCAUCACACUCACUACCCACAGUUUGCGGGGUGGAAAUCGGUGGGCCGGUCGCUCAGGGGGCCAUUUGGAGACGCGUUACUGGAGUUUGACUCCACUGUAGGAAACAUUCUGAAAACUCUGAAGGAAACAGGUGUCCUUGAUAACACACUUGUCUUCUUCACAUCUGACAAUGGACCAGAACUUAUGCGAAUGUCUCGUGGAGGAAAUGCUGGGUUGUUGAAGUGCGGUAAAGGCACUACGUAUGAAGGAGGAAUGAGAGAACCUGCAAUUGCAUACUGGUCUGGAGUCAUUAAACCAGGUGUCACUCAUAGUCUAUCCAGUACUCUGGACAUCCUCCCUACCAUUGCCAAAUUGGCUGGAGCUCCAUUACCCAAGGUUCAGCUGGAUGGAGUGGACAUGAUUGAUAUAUUGUUCAAUCAUGGAACAGGCCAAAGAAAGUCAAUGUUUUACUAUCCAGUUGACCCCAGUGAGAAGUAUGGUGUGUUUGCAGUGAGAAUGGGAAAAUAUAAAGCUCAUUAUUACACCAGGGGAGCGGCACACAGUGACACAACCCCAGAUCAGGAUUGUCAUUUAAUCUCCCCCCUGAGGUAUCAUGACCCUCCUCUGCUGUUUGACCUGGAGUCUGAUCCAUCUGAAAACUACAGAUUAAAUGAGAAGGAUCAUCCUGAGAUGAUCAGCGUGCUGCAGAAUAUCAAGGACCUCAAGGACAGCUUUGAGGCCUCGAUGCAAUUUGGAGAAAGUGAGAUCGGAAAAGGAACCGAUCCUAAGCUGGCACCAUGCUGUAACCCACAGUGCUCUCCCAAACCAGAAUGCUGUAGGUGUGGGACUUCCCUCUGACCAGUUCAUUAAUAAACAUUACAGCUUUUUCUUUUCUUUAAAAGGGAAGACAGAGAAGAGAUGACAUAAUGUAUUUAAGUCAAUCACUGCCACUCACACAUCCGCUGUGUUUAAUCCAGAGCCGAUCGGCCCUAUACGCUCACUACGCAGGUUGCAUAGGGCGCCGCAAAUUACGCAAGGCCCCGCCUCCCCAUGCCUCAUUUUACAGCGCGUGUUAAUGUUUACUGUGUAGAUGACAAUAUGAAGCAGAGCUAUCCAUCUGGCCAUGAAAAGAGAAAAAAGAAACAAAAUGAGAGUGAAAUGCGAGAACAGCAAUCAGGUAAACUCUUGGCCUGUCUGUCUGUCAAACAACAAUUUAUUGCGUGAACAUUCGUGUGAAUAAACGCCCAAGGGCAACGGUGUUUAUAAACGGCAGCUCGAUAACCACACCACGGCAGCACUAUCACGUUGCACUGGACAACGGUUUAAUGAACUUUUUUUAAAAGGAGGGAGGUUUGUAGUGGUAGCAGUGGGCUGUCAAGUGUGAAUGUGUGGCAAAUGGUUUACAUGGCUCACGUGUCAGGUAGGAGGGCCCCUCAGCAGAAUUUUGCUUAGGGCCCCAGGGAGGUCAGGAUCGGCUCUGGUUUAAUCAGUAAAGACAAUGAAUACCUGUGUGAAAUGCCUUUUUAUAUUUAACAGCCCUUUUGCUCUUAAAUUUAUCAUCAUCUAACACCGGAUAUGACAUCGGAUUGAUUCAAGGAUGUUUGUUUUCUGUUUUGAUUCAAAUGUAUUAUAAGAAUCAUAAAUAAUUAUGCCGUCUGUAUUCUUGCUAUAGCUCUAACAUACACAAUGCUGAGGAGUAAAUACAGUACUCAUGGAAAAAUUCAGUGAAGAAGUUUCGUUUUCAUUUUUAGUCCAUGUCCGAUUGCUUUCAUACGUUUUAUUUAAGCUAUUUCAAAAAGUAGUUACAUUUUUUGCUGUUUUUUUAUUAUUUUGCACACACUAAAACUUGAAGUGGCAACCUUUUUUUGCAUUGAUGCAAAUUAAAAUCAGAAUAAAAUGUUUUUUUAUUAUUA
Molecule: messenger RNA, 2661 nt
Organism: Tachysurus fulvidraco (yellow catfish)
Lineage: Eukaryota; Metazoa; Chordata; Actinopteri; Siluriformes; Bagridae
Gene: arsa
Product: arylsulfatase A
Exons: 8
Coding region: 14-1606 (530 amino acids)
Molecular function (GO): arylsulfatase activity
Source: RefSeq, a predicted model, not a curated record